AUGGUUCCUUCGCUCCCUGCGCGCCGGAGUGGGCGUGGGUAUCGUGGCACCCUGACAGCUGCAUGCUUGAGCGCGGCUGCGUUCACCUCGCGGCUUCCCAAUGUGGCGUUUUGUAGCGGCUUGCCUUUUGCGGCCGCUAUGUCUGCAGAACCCUCGAUACCUCGCAAUGCCCACGACAUCUCGUCCAUCAUGGAGGGUGCCAUGGAGAGUGCCGAGUACUCCGGAGCAGUGGCAGCGAUGAGCGACAUCAUGGCUAAUGCAGAGGAGGAUGCUCGCGAAUUUGUGAAUGAGAAG
Molecule: messenger RNA, 294 nt
Organism: Symbiodinium sp. CCMP2592
Lineage: Eukaryota; Dinophyceae; Suessiales; Symbiodiniaceae
Source: the annotation of a GenBank genome assembly